Bactrocera oleae (olive fruit fly) is the source of this 388-nucleotide messenger RNA. NCBI's taxonomy places the organism in Eukaryota, Metazoa, Arthropoda, Insecta, Diptera, Tephritidae. The record is from RefSeq and is a predicted model, not a curated record.
UCGGACCGCCAAUCGACCGCGAUAAAAUGGCUUAUCCAGCACGCUUUCAGGCACCACAAGCCAAUGCGCUGCGGCUGUCCUACUCGCCAGGUCACACGCCAUUGCCACAAAAGCCGCGCAUGAUAAUACAACUGCCAUCGUGGAAGAAAAUACGACGCACGGCCGGCGAGUUCAGCGCUUCCGCCUGGGAACUGGCCUUCCGCUUCGGCCAGAGCACGACUAUACACGGCGUCAAUCGGUUGUUCAGUAGGCGCGCUGGAAAGUGCGAACGCUGCGUCUGGUUCUUCACCGUCAUGCUUGCUCUGCUUGGCGCCAUUUACGUCAGUCACUUGCUCUCUGAUCGCUUUAGCGAAGGACGACUGGAGACUGUGGUGGAUAGCACGCGCUG